UAGUUUUCAGUCGAAGAGUGGAGCGGCAAAGUGGAUGACCUGUGAGAGAAAGAAGCCAGCCGGCGUCCAUACUAAGUUCCCGGCUAUCGAAUUGGACUUCAAACGCGUAAGCAGACACGUUAUAUUCACGCCUUGACAUUCAAGUCAACAACUGUGACACUUUUGACGGGAUAUGUCGUUCGAAUGAGGAGCUUGGGCCGAGGGAAAGGCGCCAAACUUGGACGACUCCUGGCCAUGUGCAGGUCAUUUCUCGCCUCAUUUUUUCGCCAAUCUUCUCUCCCGUUCGACUAAGAAAGACUGAGGGUUGUAAAUUCCAGUCGUCAUGACGGAAAUGAGCGAGAAGGAGAAUGAGCCACAGCGGCGGGACCUCCAGAGAGCACCGGCUACUGUGCCCAGCCAAGCAGAGUCCAAGCUGCAGCGUCUGAAGCGCUCGCUGUCCUUCAAGUCUGUGAUGCGCAGCAAAAGCGUGGACAACUUCUUCCAGCGGAGCAAUGGCGACUCGCGACCACCCUGCACGCUCAUCAUCGCUCCUUCGCCGCCGCCCGCCUUGUCCGAGUCACCCCUGGCCUACGAGCGGUCGCCCGCUCUCUCGCCGGCCGUCAGCCCGAACCCGUCACUGUCCGAGUUGUCGCGCUCGCCCUCCGUCAGUCCCUCGCUGUCUCUGAGCGCCAAGGUUCAGCUCAAGUCUGCGGCCCCGCCCGCAGCGCCUCUCAAGACUCACAGUUUCCACGAGCACGUCUUCCGCAGGCCGACCGGCUGCGAGCGAUGCAAACAUGUGAUCCAAGGCAACUCCAAGCAAGGUCUGCGUUGCAAAGCCUGCAAACUCGCGGCUCACCUGUGGUGCUCGUCGGAGCUGUCUCAGCAGCCGUGCAAUGGCAAGACGGGAGCUUUUAAGCGAAACUUCAGCUCGCCUCUACUAACCACCGAGUCGCUGGGCGUCGUCAGGGAGACUCCUGAUGUGCAGGAGGUGGACCGCGCCACGGUGGACCCCGUGUACGAAGCGCUGCGCUAUGGGACGUCGCUGGCCCAGAUGAGUCGCUGCAGCUUCGGCAGCAUCUCCGAGUCGCCCUGCCACGAGGCUGAGAAGUUCCCUGACAAGCUGGAGAAUCAGCCAAUCGCCGAAGAGGAACCCAUUCCAGGAAUGCUCACCCCUCCCGAAAGCGAGAAGGCAGAUUCCGAAGAGCGAGUCAGCCUAAAGACUCCCAAGCGUGUGGAAGUCCACUCCAUGCACACCUAUGUGGCUCUCUACAAGUUCCUGCCUCAGGAGAACAACGAUUUGGAACUACAGCCCGGCGAUCGUGUCAAAGUCACAGAUGACUCCAAUGAGGACUGGUGGAAGGGGAAAAGCCGCAGCAAGGUGGGAUAUUUCCCUGCCAACUUUGUGCAGCGAGUGCGUCCUGGCGAGCGAGUGUGGAAGGUCAUGGCUGGUUUCCACGGCAACAGAGACAAAGGCCAGAUGACGGUGAAAGAGGCCCAGAUCUGCGUGGGCAAGAACGAGGAGACGGACGGCUUCCUGCGGCUGAGCAGUGGCAAGAAGCGAGGCUUAGUGCCGGUGGACAUUUUGUUUGAAAUAUGACACCGGAUAAUAAUAAUAAUAAUAAUAAUAAGAGUACUUGACUUGUUAUAAUUAUCAGAAAUUGACAGAGGAACCCUCGGGAAUGCUUCCCUCCCAACCCCUCUCAAAACGCCCUCGCCGACGGCCAUAAAAUGAACAGCUGGCGUAGGGAAUAACGGCUUGUCUCGUUUUGUUUUCUUCAGGGCUACUUUUGAUGUAGCGCAAAUGUGGGAAAUGUAGCAUCACGGGGGGGGGGGGGGGCAAAAGCGAUGUCAGGCUACCUCACCGCUAACUGGGAAAGCUCGAUAGGGCUGCAGGGUGCCUACGGGGAGACUUGUGUGUCACGCAUUCAGUCCUGUAUUCAAUAUGGGUGCCUGAUAAUAAUCAUUAAAAAAUGGAUAUUAGUUAGAAAAAAAUUGUGACACUUUCCCGUCAAAUCUCAGAUGCAGUGGAACCUCCAAAGUGGAACGCGGAGCUUCUCUCAUCGUUUUGAAGGUAGUCAUUACCUGUGAGCUACAUGCUAUUUAUGACUUUGAGAUAGCUAUAUAUAAACAGUAAACUGCAGUAAUAUUUAUCAUUUUUUGCACAGGACAAACAAUACAUGCCCGUGACUAUUUUUAUAUUAUAUGUCCACACUGUUUGCGAUUAAAUAUCCUUAGCUUGAAUGGUUAACACACACAACAUGCUAUUCAUUAUACGAUGGCAUUUUGCAGUAUUUCAUAGCAUAAGAAAUGAACACAUAAAUCUUAAUUAAUCAGUUGUAGGGAAAAAAAAUAAUGCGGCUUUAUUGUAGGACUCCUUAUAAUGUCAAAUGUUAAGAGUGGACCAUAAUUUGUCCUGCCUUGAGGCCUUACGAGAUUUUGCACGCGACGUCGUUUUGAUUCCAAAUUUAUUUCCAACUCUCGGGGCGUUCCACUUUUUGGAAGAUCUACGUUGCACUGCUCUCGCGAUUGACACUACCACCGCGCAGAUGCGCCUUUGGUAGUCUCGUCACAUGAUAAUUUCACCACUUCCAAUUUGCCUUAUCUGCUGUACUCAUACUGUACGUAUGGUCACAUUAUGUGACCGUUUCUUGUCAAGGUGGCAUCUCUCGCAACGUUUAAAAAAAAAAAAACAAUAAAUGGCAUCAAAGCAAUAAAACAUGGCCAGCCUUCUCGUGACACGCUACUCGAAAUAGUAAAGCCAUGCAGGAAGGGACUAAUCAGUGCAUUGAUAUCCCAACAAUAGCAGAGCAUCACUUACAGUUUUCAUUGGCAUGCCUACUGCAUCUUUGGCCAGUUUCUCCCAUGACACGUCUGACAAGUACUCAUUCAGAUUCCUCUUUGCAGCUUGCAAAGCAAAAUGUGGAAAAAGUAAAAGCCCAGUGAACACUUUGCACUCUUUAUCUAUUUACUCGACUAAGCCCGAAAACUAUGCACAGCCCAUGUCGUCGCUCGCUUUGUUUUGUCUACACACACGUACAGUCACACACACUUGGGCUCAGGACCAUUUAUUGACAGGCCAUAUCACUUUUCGGCGUUACCCAAUAAAGUGCGAUGAACCCUC
This is a messenger RNA of Hippocampus zosterae (dwarf seahorse), 3100 nucleotides long. RefSeq names its product SH3 and cysteine-rich domain-containing protein 2-like. The transcript has 11 exons. Gene Ontology annotation, molecular function: protein binding. Gene Ontology annotation, cellular component: extrinsic component of cytoplasmic side of plasma membrane. Gene Ontology annotation, biological process: positive regulation of protein localization to plasma membrane; positive regulation of voltage-gated calcium channel activity; skeletal muscle contraction. The record is from RefSeq and is a predicted model, not a curated record. NCBI's taxonomy places the organism in Eukaryota, Metazoa, Chordata, Actinopteri, Syngnathiformes, Syngnathidae. The coding region runs from base 323 to 1576 and encodes 417 amino acids.